Molecule: messenger RNA, 617 nt
Organism: Cajanus cajan (pigeon pea)
Lineage: Eukaryota; Viridiplantae; Streptophyta; Magnoliopsida; Fabales; Fabaceae
Product: RNA polymerases N / 8 kDa subunit
Biological process (GO): transcription by RNA polymerase I; tRNA transcription by RNA polymerase III; transcription by RNA polymerase II
Cellular component (GO): RNA polymerase III complex; RNA polymerase I complex; RNA polymerase II, core complex
Molecular function (GO): zinc ion binding; DNA binding
Source: RefSeq, a predicted model, not a curated record
CAUUUAGUUACGAAACCCUGAAAGACUGAAAUAAAGAGUUGUGAAAAGCAAAAUCCUUCAUCCGAAAUACCCAGUUCGUGAAUCAGAGACUGCAAAGCAAGCACACCAGAAGAAGAGGACACAUAUAGCGUUAGAGGAAGAUGAUCAUCCCCGUUCGCUGUUUCACCUGUGGCAAGGUCAUUGGAAACAAAUGGGAUGCCUAUUUGGACCUUCUGCAGGCAGAUUAUAGUGAAGGAGAUGCACUGGAUGCAUUGGGACUGGUUCGAUAUUGUUGUAGGCGCAUGCUUAUGACCCACGUUGAUCUCAUUGAGAAGUUACUGAAUUACAACGCUCUGGACAAGUCUGAUCCAAGUUAAGAAGGCUUAAGGAAUAACACAUGACCAGGAUGUUUCAGUCGCAUUCCAUGCCCUAUGGCCAUAUAUCUUUUUUUUUUUUUUUUUUGAAUGGUUUUGCUACAGGCAGGGUAUGUUUGUGUGCUGGGGAUGAGUUUAUGUAAAAGAUUUAACGAUGGAAAUUUCGCUUCAAAUUUUAGUAGUCUCAAACUCUCUUAAAAGCCAGAGCACAAACACCAUUUAUUUAUCAUCUAUUAAUCAUAUAUUAUAAUUAUAAUUUCUAAA